Messenger RNA from Exaiptasia diaphana, 880 nucleotides. Its product is annotated as breast carcinoma-amplified sequence 4. NCBI's taxonomy places the organism in Eukaryota, Metazoa, Cnidaria, Anthozoa, Actiniaria, Aiptasiidae. The record is from RefSeq and is a predicted model, not a curated record. The coding region runs from base 19 to 579 and encodes 186 amino acids. Gene Ontology annotation, cellular component: BLOC-1 complex. The transcript has 5 exons.
UUCCAGCGGAAUACCAAGAUGGCAGAUAACAAGGAAGGUGCACAGACUGAAAUGGAAGAAGAAGUUAUACGAAAGUGCACUGAUAAUUUCGCAGAAUACUUUCAAGUUGAUAUAAGCGAUGAGACUAAAACCAUAGAAGAUAAUAUUGAAGAUCUAUUAGCAAGUCUUGACGAAUUUUCUCACCUUGCUGACACGAUAAGAAAUGAUUCUUCUCAAAUUCUUUUUUUGUUGUUGCCUGAAUUGUGUGCAAAAUGCCAGUCAUUGCCAACUGUUUUCAAUAGAAUUGAUCAACUUGAGGUUUUCAUUGACAAAGUAAAACAGUGUGUCCUGGAAUUAGAAAAUUUAGUUGAUACAGCUGAGCAAGACUUGGGCAGCAAUUCUAUCCAGAAAGUUCUGAAUUCAAUUCCUUACCUUGGUCUUAUCCAGAAAAAAACAGCUCCAUCCGUUGAGUCUGAAAAAGGAGAGUUUAAGCUGCCAACCCUGUAUAAAACAUCAGACUAUUUCAAACCCAUUCCAAAAGAGAAAUCAUUAGAUAGUGAGGGAAUAGUGACCCAGCUUGAAGUUGAUUUACAAAAAUAGUAAAAAAAUGCAUGGAAACAAAUAAAAAAACAACAUAGUGAAAUAUUCAAUUGGUAUAGAUAAUAGAAGAAUCAAUAAUUAUGUCCAUUCAAAAACAGCUCAUGUGGAAUGGAUUAUAUAUAUAAUUAGUGUCAACUUAAAAGUAUGGGAUAUGAGGUGUUUUAUUUGUCAGMUAUUUCAUAUAAGUACUUCUUUUAGUUUCAAUUGUCGAAGGAAUAACCUUUUGUCAGCACGAAUUAUUUCUGCCUGAAUGAUUUGUAAUAAUUAUGCAUAAUAAAAUAUUUAUGUUAUUGCAUGAAAA